Knipowitschia caucasica is the source of this 2118-nucleotide messenger RNA. The record is from the annotation of a GenBank genome assembly. NCBI's taxonomy places the organism in Eukaryota, Metazoa, Chordata, Actinopteri, Gobiiformes, Gobiidae.
AUGUCCCGUCCUCCCGCUGACCGCUUCUCCGUCUGCUGCUCGCUCCCCGACUCUGGAUCUUUCUGCUCCCAGGACGAGGCUCCAGUCCUGCCCUCCCCCCACAGCACUGCCACCGGCCUACCAGACCCCUGCCCUCGUCACCGCGACCUGCCAGACCCCUGCCCUAACCUGCCGGAUCCCUUCCCUCAUCACCAGGACCUGCCCUUCAGAUGUGGAACCUCGGACCAGAACUGUACCAUGAAGAGGUUCCAGAACACGCCAAGUCUGGAGAGCCGCAGCAGCUCACUCGACACCGUGAUCUACAGCAUGUCGCGGUCUUCAGGCGCCACACGGGACUCAGGCCAGCAGCCCUCACCUCCCGGAUCCAACUCCCCACCACCCACUGCCGGAGAGCCACACCGACCUUCAGCGCCAUCGCAGACUCCCCACUCUGCCCAGAGACUGUUCUCGCCUCAGUUCUCACCUCUGAUCUGCAGGAACAUCUCGCCGCUGGCGGCCAGGGAGCUGCUGCGCUUCACGUUCCCGUCUCCGGUCUCCAGCUCCGUCAGUUUAGAGAAGUUUGCAGCAGAAGACCCUCUGUACGCCGCCAAAACUCUGCACACGGACCAAGACUACGACAGGACUCUGCACACGGACCAAGACUACGACAGGACUCUGCACACGGACCAAGACUACGACAGGACUCUGCACACGGACCAGGACUACGACAGGACUCUACACACGGACCAGGACUACGACAGGACUCUACACACAGACCAGGACUACGACAGGACUCUACACACGGACCAGGACUACAACAGGACUCUACACACGGACCAGGACUACGACAGGUAUCUACACACGGACCAGGACUACGACAGGACUCUGCACAGGGACCAGGACUACGACAGGACUCUACACACGGACCAGGACUACGACAGGACUCUGCACAGGGACCAGGACUACGACAGGACUCUGCACACGGACCAGGACUACGACAGGACUCUGCACACGGACCAGGACUACGACAGGACUCUGCAGACGGAUCAAGACUACAACAGGACUCUGCAGACGGACCAGGACUACGACAGGACUCUACACACGGACCAGGACUACAACAGGACUCUACACACGGACCAGGACUACGACAGGACUCUGCACACGGACCAGGACUUGCAGGAGUUCUGUGACUCGUUAGAGCGACUGGAGAAGCAGGACUCUCUUCUGCAGCAGUCGGUUCAAACUCCUCGUCUUGUCUCGUCCUCCAGCGACUCGUGUUUAGGCGUUUGCCGACGGUGCAGAGAACGUUACCCAACAUUCAAGAACAGGAAGUGCCGAGACCAAGGCACCAUGACUUCCAACAUGGCACUGGCGGUGGAUGUCGGAGUCCAGACCUCGUCAAGACUCGGUUCUUGCUGUAACUUGGAUUGUUCCAAUGUAGACUCUCAGUCAGUCCUGGGGUCUCCCUCAGUCCUGGGGUCUCCCUCAGUCCUGGGGUCUCACUCGUUCCUGGGGUCUCCGCCCGGAUCUCGGUUGAACCUGCGCUGCACCGUGGGCUCGCACUCCAACCUGGUCUCGCCGUCCUCCAGCAUGUUCGCCAUCCACAGCGAUGAAGACGAAGGUGAUGCAGUGCAGCAGGAUGUGUCCUGGGAGACGGAGACAGAGACAGAGACAGAGCAGCGUCGGUCGUGUCUGAAGACGCAGGACGAGAGCCGUCAGCUCGGGCAGCGGCGCAGCAGUAUGAAGCAGGUGCAGUGGGACGAGGACGGUAUGACCUGGGACGUCCACGGCGCCGCCCUCGACCCCGAGGAGCUGAACAUGGCGAUCCAGAAGCACCUGGAGCUGAGGUGCUCUGAGGAGCCGCAGGAGGAGCAGGAGGAGCAGGAGGAGAAACACAAACAGAAGAAGAAAUCACCCAAGAAGAAGAGAGCGCCCAAACCCCCGCAGAAGCCCCCGCUGAUUCUGAUCGAAGGAAAAAGCAAAGAGGAGACAAGAAGGAGUGGGGGGGAGGAGGGGCACGUGGAGGAGGCCCAGGAGGAGGAGGUGAGGAGAGGGUCUCAGUCUCCAGGAGUCAUACAGAAGAGGAAGCUUUCAUUCAAGACACCAGGCUGGUGUGGAGGCACCAAGAACCAGGACUAA